GCCAAAGUAACGUGUACGAACAGAAAAUGAAAGCGUCCACGAAGAAGAAACUCUGAACUUUGAGACGAACGGUGAAGAAGAUGCGAUACCGCCGCCCCCAAAUGGGGGGUACGGUUGGGUCAUAGUGUUUGCUUCCUUUAUGUGUAACUUAGUCGUCGAUGGUAUUGGAUAUUCCUUCGGUGCAUUUCUUCCGGAACUAGUAAAAUACUUUGAAGUUGGAAAAGGAACUAUCGCCUUGGUUGGCAGCAUACUGGCUGGAUCACUUUUAGCUGUAGGUCCGGUGGUAUCAGCACUAUGCAACAAAUAUGGAUGCCGUGCGGUUUGUAUGGUGGGGUCUGUGAUCGCCACCUUCGGUUUCUUGCUAUCAAGUUUCUGCACCAACGUGCCUUUCAUGAUGAUUACAUACGGAGCUAUUGGAGGUAUAGGCUUCGGCAUGAUGUAUUUACCAGCGGUAGUAGCCGUGGGGUACUAUUUUGACACCAAACGCUCCUUAGCUACGGGCAUCGCCGUAUGCGGUUCUGGAGUCGGAACGUUUGCCUUUCCACCUCUAGCUUCGUACUUGUUAAAUAAGUAUGGCAGCUGGCAAAGUGCGAACCUUAUUCUGGCUGGUUUAAUUUUAAAUGGAGUCGUUUUUGGUUCGCUGAUGAGACCGCUUACUUAUCCUAAGAAAAAACAAUCCAUAUUACUCGAACUUCAGACAGUAGAAAAGAAUUUGCAAAUGCCACGUGGAUCUAACGAUUAUAUCAACGAAAAGCCCGUGGCAAAGGUAGAAAAUUCACCACAAAACAUGUCACGCAACGUGUCAUUACCGGCAUUUACUUCCAUCGGCAUGUCCACAAUUAAAUCAGUGCCGUCCUUCGAGAGGAACUAUAGUAUAGAUAGACCAAAGCUGUCUCUCGCGAGACCCAGAGCUGUGUCGAAGGGUUCGAUAAGCAUGGAUUGUGAGGGUCAGUUCUACAGCUCAAGAAUGUCAGUGUCAUCCAAAGAGCAGCCGAAAAUGGUGCGUCCUUUAUCGAGAAAGGACAUCUUUUACACGGGUUCAAUCGUGAAUCUGCCUCAGUAUCAAAGUCAGAAGUCGCUACAGGGAUUUCGGAAUUCCAUGAUUAGUCUGCAGCAUAGACAAAGCGAUGUGGAACGUGAUGGUGUAGCCAUUAGCGGCCCAUCAAUGUUUGACGUAAGCCUUUUCAAGGACAAGGCGUUUAUGCUGAUUGGACUUUCGAACUUCUUCGGCAUGGCUGCGCUCUACAUUCCCUUUGUAUAUAUAUCUCAAGCCGCUAUUUACAAAGGCGUAGAUCCAACUCAAGCGGCGUUCUUAGUAUCAGUAAUUGGCAUCACAAAUACUGUGGCCCGUAUCGUGUGCGGAUACAUUGCAGAUUUUCCUUGGAUGGACUCCUUGUUCCUCAACAAUAUAUGUCUAGUCAUGGCUACGGUAUCCGUAGCAUUUACGCCAUUCUGUGCAUCUUACGCGUCGUUUCUCUGUGUACUAAUCGUCUUUGGUAUUGCUAUAGCGGGCUACAUUUCUCUGACGUCCAUAAUUCUAGUGGAUCUGCUAGGGUUGGACAAACUGACGAAUGCGUUUGGUUUACUCAUUUUGUUCCGUGGUACCGCUUGUUACAUCGGCUCUCCGCUUGCUGGGGCUAUUUAUGACAUGACUGAAAGUUACGACGCGUCUUUCUACGUAGCUGCUCUGUUCUUCUUGGCUUCGGCUAUAGCGUCUUUCGCUGCACCCAGGUUCCGAAAGAAACAAGAAGAGGUCCACGAUCCUACAGUACUCAGUCCUAUAACUGAGGACCAGGAGGAAUCGGAGGAUGAAGACGCUCUCGCUAUGAACCACGAUAAGAAUAGAGAUAUCCAUGCUCAGAAAAGAAGCGAUGACGUUUAAAAUGAGAACGUUAUGUUGAUGUUAGAUAAAAUGUUGAAUAUUUUAUAUGAUUAAUUGUCCGCGUGUAACAAAUUCGCAGCAAGCACGUUUAAGAGCAAUGGGUUGAGAGCACCAAAAUCGGCUAUCCUAAAUUGUAAAUAUUUAUAUAUUGUGAUGUUUUUGGGAAAUAACUCCACUCCUUUUGUUAUGAUUAUGAAUACAAUUGUUUUUCUGUGGGUUCGACCUUUAUAUUCACAAUCAUAACAAAAGCAGUGAAGUUAUUUCACAAAAAAUCUCAAUAAAUACAUUUGAUCGAAAAACGAGAUCUGGGUCAGUCGUGAUACCUGUAAAACUGCGGUGAGAAGGUUAUUCAAAAAUCUCUCACUAGAUGUCGCUGGCGGCGACGAAUGCUGAAAGAAUCAGAACAGAGAUCUAUAACAAAAACACAUAGGAGAAUUUCGACGACUCUGUAACUGGACCCGUGGCUCAGACGUUAGAGCAAUGCUACGGUGCAGCAUGGACGUGAUCAUAACAAAUCUGGUGGAGUUAUUUCACAAAAAUCCCGAUAAACACAUUUGAUCGAAAAGCGCCAUCUGAGUCAGAUACCUGUUAAAGGUAUCAGUUGCGGUGAGAAGGUUAUUCAAUAAUCUCUCACUAGAGGCGAUCAAUGUCGAAAAGUCAGUACAAAUAUCUGGAACAAAAACACACGAGAAUUUUGACGACUCGGUAACUGGACCCGUGCCUCAGAUGGUUAGAGCAAUGCUACGGUGCAGCAUUGACGUGGGUUCAAGUCCCACCGGGUCGACGAAAUGUUUCUGUGUGUUCGAUCUUUGUAUUUAUAAUCAUACAAACAUUUAUUUACAUAUAUAAAUAACCACCAUUUACCAUUACGAAACAAAUUACCUCCAUAGAAGACUAAUCUAUAAAUAUCUGAGAAUGUCACAAUACUUUGCAAUGUGCCACCGCACUCAUACUCUCGCACUGCACAUACGAGCUCGUGAGGGGGUACAUCUCAUUUCGUCUGUAUUUUGUAGAAAGAGUGUAGGUAAACGACAUUCCGAAAAAAUAUUGCAUGUUUUAAGUUUUCGCGACUGUUA
This is a messenger RNA of Hyposmocoma kahamanoa, 2958 nucleotides long. RefSeq names its product monocarboxylate transporter 4-like. The coding region runs from base 140 to 1882 and encodes 580 amino acids. The record is from RefSeq and is a predicted model, not a curated record. Gene Ontology annotation, molecular function: monocarboxylic acid transmembrane transporter activity. The transcript is spliced from 13 exons. NCBI's taxonomy places the organism in Eukaryota, Metazoa, Arthropoda, Insecta, Lepidoptera, Cosmopterigidae. Gene Ontology annotation, biological process: transmembrane transport; monocarboxylic acid transport.